Molecule: messenger RNA, 966 nt
Organism: Aspergillus calidoustus
Lineage: Eukaryota; Fungi; Ascomycota; Eurotiomycetes; Eurotiales; Aspergillaceae
Source: the annotation of a GenBank genome assembly
AUGCUUAUCGAUGGCGAGAAGUGGGCAUACCGUCCUUUGACCCUUAUAAAAAAAAAAGGACGACCAGUCUCUCAGUGCCUUCACUGUCGUACUCUACGCGAAUCACGAUCAGCACAUGUCAAGUGUGGAUGUGGCCCUGCUAACCCAGAAAAGAGGAACGCUGAAACUCGAAAUUCCUAUCCGCAAUGUAAUUGUGCUCGUGGGGAACGUUGUGCUUGUGCGCUCAAGACAGAGCCGUCCAUGGAUCCUGUUUCGGAACCAUCUUGGGCAGAUUCUCAUCCUCACCAUGAAAGCAAUAACACGUUAGCCGAGACAGAAAGUGCAGUAGCUGUACACAGCGAAGAUUAUUCCAACUACUCUGGACAAUUCUAUUCGAUACAGACAAGCGCGUCAGCAAAUGCACGCGAAUCUCAAACGUUAGAUCAACACACCAGCCUCCAGUACAACUCUGCUGAGGACAACCUCCCCACAAAUCCAGUUAUGCUGCCUGCAGAAAUAUCAUACUUUACUGGCCUUUCUUCAGCCAUGGUGCCUGAACACCCAGCACAAACGGCUCGUGAUGACUCCUCGGUCCAGCCCCUAAUGGCAGAGAGUCCUAAUUUGGAUAUGUCCUUAUUCUCCGCUGUUGACCUUCCAGCAAUGACCACCCUGGGCGGAUCCAUGAACGACAUCAAUUCUGGAAACUUCUACGGAGAGGAAGUGUUUCCUUCCACUUAUACGCGGUUUAUACCAGGUCUCACUGAAGCAGACGCCUAUACUUUGGAUUGGGAGGGGCUACAGCCAGAUUUGUUGGGUUCUGGCAAUGCUGAACUUCUUGAACAUAUGCCACACGCCUUCGCCCCUUAUGAUCCACGAUUUUCAGCACCGUUACUACCAGACAGGAUUGGCCAAGUGGAGGAACUGGGAUCAUCUUCAAACCGGGGAAAUAAGGGGAUUAGUCAACCCUACACUGGUCAAAAUACAUGA